This is a messenger RNA of Tripterygium wilfordii, 1620 nucleotides long. RefSeq names its product isocitrate dehydrogenase [NADP]. NCBI's taxonomy places the organism in Eukaryota, Viridiplantae, Streptophyta, Magnoliopsida, Celastrales, Celastraceae. Gene Ontology annotation, molecular function: NAD binding; isocitrate dehydrogenase (NADP+) activity; magnesium ion binding. The transcript has 16 exons. Bases 107 to 1351 code for a protein of 414 amino acids. Gene Ontology annotation, biological process: isocitrate metabolic process. Gene Ontology annotation, cellular component: mitochondrion. The record is from RefSeq and is a predicted model, not a curated record.
CAUUGGUUCUCUCUUUGUCGUCCCUUCAAAUUCAAUUUUUUCGGCCUGCACCGCACAGACGAUCUUGGGAGCUUUGCAUUUUGGGUUUUUCUUGUAGCACAUCGCCAUGGCUUUUGAGAAAAUUAAGGUCGCCAAUCCCGUCGUUGAGAUGGACGGAGAUGAAAUGACUCGUGUGUUCUGGAAAUCAAUUAAGGACAAGCUUAUUUUCCCAUUCGUUGACUUGGACAUCAAGUACUUUGACCUUGGCCUUCCCCAUCGCGAUGACACUGAUGAUAAAGUUACAGUUGAAUCUGCUGAAGCAACUCUUAAGUACAAUGUAGCAAUCAAGUGUGCAACUAUCACUCCUGAUGAAGCUCGUGUCAAGGAAUUUGGCUUGAAACAGAUGUGGAGAAGUCCUAAUGGGACUAUUAGAAACAUCUUAAAUGGCACUGUUUUUAGAGAACCAAUCCUCUGCAAGAACGUACCUCGACUAGUCCCAGGUUGGACAAAGCCUAUAUGCAUUGGAAGGCAUGCUUUUGGAGACCAAUACCGAGCAACUGACGCAGUUAUUCAGGGAGCGGGGAAACUGAAAUUGGUUUUUGUUCCAGAAGGAAAAGAUGAGAAGACAGAGUUAGAGGUGUACGACUUCAAAGGAGCUGGAGGAGUAGCAUUGUCCAUGUACAACACUGAUGAGUCAAUUCAUGCAUUUGCUGAUGCUUCAAUGAACACUGCUUAUGAGAAAAAGUGGCCACUUUAUCUUAGCACAAAAAAUACAAUCCUAAAGAAAUAUGAUGGAAGAUUUAAGGACAUAUUUCAAGAAGUUUAUGAGGCUAAGUGGAAAUCAAAGUAUGAAGCAGCCGGGAUCUGGUAUGAACACCGUCUCAUUGAUGACAUGGUGGCUUAUGCUCUCAAGAGUGAUGGUGGUUAUGUCUGGGCAUGCAAGAACUAUGAUGGAGAUGUACAGAGUGAUUUCUUAGCUCAAGGUUUUGGAUCUCUUGGACUAAUGACGUCUGUACUGGUCUGUCCCGAUGGAAAGACAAUAGAGGCAGAAGCAGCCCAUGGUACAGUUACCCGUCAUUACAGGGUUCACCAGAAGGGUGGUGAAACCAGUACAAAUAGCAUAGCCUCUAUCUUUGCUUGGUCAAGAGGGCUUGCACACAGGGCAAAGUUGGAUGACAAUGCUAGACUUUUGGAUUUCACUCAAAAUUUGGAAGCAGCUUGUAUUGGAACUGUAGAAUCUGGGAAGAUGACCAAGGAUCUUGCACUUAUUAUCCAUGGGUCAAAGCUUUCCAGGGCUGAUUAUCUGAAUACUGAAGAAUUCAUUGAUGCUGUCGCGGAUGAGCUGAGAGCAAGACUUUCCGGCAAAGCAUAAUUGCCUUGCUGGGGACUAUGAAGACGGAAAGCUUUUCUCUCGGUGUUUGGGCAUCCGUUAUGGGACAGAAAUAAAGGAGAAAGUGAUGAGACACAAGUAGCGGUGGGGGGGAUGGGUUCGUAGUUUUCUUCGGAUCCAACAUUCGAUCAUACUCGUGAUUGAUUACUUUCAUAUCAAAACAUUCUAACGAUGCUAUUGUUGUGUUUUCUUCAGUACUCUUCAAUUGAAAAUUUUCUCAUUCAACAACUGAAUUUGCAUUUUGUUGGGAA